UCACAAAAAUCAAAACAAUAGUGCGCACAGAAUCUGUGAUAAAAGUUAAACCAAAAACGUACGACCAAAUAAAAAUGAAGAAAAAGUGUGAGAAAACUGGAUACGUCAAUUAUUUUAGUUGCUUUCAGAGCGAAGUUGGAGCGAGUCAAGCGAAAGUUUAGUCGAUCGGUGGGCGCAGUUUUAUUUCUGGGAAAAAAAAUUUGUGUAGCCAAUCUCGGUGCUUAAAAGUGUUUAAUCUGCGGUGUGUGUUUCGUGAAACAUUUUAAAAGAUAUCGCUAUAGCGAAUACAUUUUACCAGAUAUUAAUUUGCAAUUUAUAUAAGCAAUGUUACACGAGUGUUAAUUGGAAAUUUAAAGGGUGUGUAGAAACGUCGCAAGCACUGUAUCGACUUAUCACUCGUCAACCCAAUCCAAUCCUGCCUUCAUCGCUGAAAUUGUGUGCAUCCCAGACCCCCGUAUAUGCAUAUGUACAUACAUAUGUAAUUGCAUUCGCUUGUGUGCACUUGCACGUACUUAGAGUACCGUUCGUUCAUCAUUUUCUACAUACAGAGAGUGGCGUAGAUAAAAUCCGCUAAACGUUUGUAAACCGGCAUAUACAUACAUAUGUGUGUGCGUACGUAUGUUGUAUAUAUUGUGAGCGGAAAUUUCAUUAUUUUUUGUUGUAUUAAAAUCGGAUAUUGAAUAUCGAAAUCACGUGGAACUAUCGACGGUUUAUGGUAAAUCGAGUUUGACCUGCCUGUGCAGCCGAAACAAACAGGUACACAUACUAGCAGUGAAGUGGCCUAACUAAAAUUUCGACAUCAUAUUUUCCAAUUGGACUACAAUCAAUUUGGAGCGUUGAUAUUUCCGAUUAGACCUUCGAUUUGAUUCAGUAGUACGUUCCACAAGAAGCAACCAGCAGAGAUCGAAUAUCUCCUCGACAUAUCGUUAUGCCGCUAUUUACGAAAAAGGGUCCGAAAUUCGGUAGAACAGAUUCUGAACUUGCCGCUAACUCUUCUUCCACCGCCGCUGGCACCAACACGUACAACGACCACAACAACACAUCGGCUAACGGCAAAACCAACACAAUGAAUGGUACCAACGCGAAUUCCCGCAUAGACCCAUACAUUCCCAAGCCUCAACUGAUAUUUCACUGUCAACUGGCGCACGGCAGCCCCACGGGCUUGAUAACCGGCUUUGCGAGCGUACGAGAACUCUACAAGAAAAUCGCCGAGUGUUAUGAUAUACCCGUGGAAGAGAUACUUUUCUGCACCCUGAAUUCACACAAAGUAGAUAUGACAAAAUUGCUGGGCGGCCAAAUCGGCCUGGACGAUUUUAUAUUCGCUCAUCGAAAGGGGCGACCGAAGGAGAUUGAGAUUAUCAAAUCGGAAGAUGCGCUCGGCCUUACAAUAACGGAUAAUGGCGCAGGCUAUGCAUUCAUCAAACGCAUCAAAGAAGGUUCGGUAAUUGACCGCAUCGAACACAUCGGCGUCGGCGAUCACAUCGAGAAAUUGAAUGAGGUAACCAUGGUGGGAAAACGACAUUACGAGGUGGCGCGACUGCUGAAGGAUAUACCCACGGGCACAACAUUUACGUUGCGUUUGGUGGAACCGAUGAAGAGUGGAUUUCAAGGUAUUGGACCGCGCACACAGUCGAGAGCGCCAUCUGGUCGUGGCUACGGCAGCGGCAAGGAAACAUUGCGGUUUAAGGCGAACGGCAAUGUGGAGAUCGAGGACAAGUUUGACGAAUCUACGCAAUCGGGCAUUGAGGCGAUCAAUAAUUUGCUGGAAUCGUUUAUGGGCAUAAAUGACACAGAGUUGGCGACGCAAAUAUGGGAUCUGGGCGCAAACAAAUCCAAUUCAAUGGACUUUGCGGAGGCUAUCGAUAAUUCCGAUUUGGAGUCGUUCGGCUUCACCGAUGAUUUUAUUAUCGAACUGUGGGGUGCUAUAACGGAUGCUAGACGUCGAAAGACGGCAAAGAAUUAAAAAUGAAUUGUCCAAAAGUAGUAAGAGAGGGAAUGGGGUGGAAGAAAAGUGAAUCAAUAGGAUCAAAUGUAAUAAAUAUGAAAGAACUAGAUAUGGAAAAUUAUUUGCGAAAUAGUGUUGUUUGUUAAUAUGAAAAUUAAAGUAUUGUUUUCACUACUUAGGAAAAUGUGGGUGGCAUAUCAAUGUAUUUAUUUAAAAAAAACUAUACUAAAUGCGCAUUUUGUUAGUUAUACAUACAUACGUAGUAAAUGUACUCCUAUUGAUAUUGUUUAAUGUUAAUUAUAUUAAAAAUAUAAUAACAUUCGUGAAUUCAAGAAAAUCAAAUUUGUACGUAAAUAAGUUGUUUCUGCCAAUUUAUAUACAUAUACAUAUACUGCAUGCAUAUAAAUAUAAAUAUACAAUAUUUAUUCGUUUAUUCAUUUAAUUAUACCAGAUAAUUAAAAUGUUUUAGAAUUUAAAAGCGUAUAUUUACAGCUAGAAGUGAAGAGGAAGCAAUGUUUAAACGGAACAUGUAAAAAUACAAAUAAAACCCCAAAUGCAAUACAUAUUUA
This is a messenger RNA of Rhagoletis pomonella (apple maggot), 2514 nucleotides long. RefSeq names its product PDZ domain-containing protein GIPC3-like. The coding region runs from base 929 to 1963 and encodes 344 amino acids. Lineage: Eukaryota; Metazoa; Arthropoda; Insecta; Diptera; Tephritidae. The transcript has 2 exons. Gene Ontology annotation, molecular function: protein binding. The record is from RefSeq and is a predicted model, not a curated record.